AGCUAAGCAGGCGGUCGGGUGAGAGCGUGUGUUUACGUGGACCUCCUCCAUCACAGAACCUUCAAUACGAUCCACGCCGCCAGUGGACUUUCAAAAGUGUGAGACACUUUUGACACUGCCCUCCCCCACCCCACUUUUCUUUUGCUUGCAGUGCUCUGGUUUUGGAUUUUUAAGAAGGUUGAAGACAUGCUACGGUGUACAGCGGUGCUACUUGUGCUGGUGGUGGCCUUACAUGUCCUGAGUGCCGAAGGCUACAAGUGCAGGUGCACCAGGAAAGGACCAAAGAUCCGCUACAAGGAUGUGCAAAAGCUGGAGCUCAAACCCAAACACCCCUACUGCCAGGAAAAGAUGAUAUUCGUGACAAUGGAGAACGUGGCUCGCUUCAAGGGUCAGGAGUACUGUCUGCAUCCGAAACUGCAGAGCACCAAGAAUCUGGUCAAGUGGUUCCACAUCUGGAAGGACAAGCACAGGGUUUACGAAGCCUAAAACCUUGACUUCUUUUCAUCACCAAAAGAAGAAAACAGAAAAAGGAAAAGAAAAAUAAAAGAAAACAACAACGACCAGGACUGUUUAUGAUGUCGCAAAUAUCUGCAGUACAUCACCCUCCUCUUCUGUGGAAGCCAUCAAGAGAUAAACUUAAUAAUAAUUACACUUACUUUUUAAAUCUUUUUUUCAGUUUUUGCCACACAAAUAUACCUGAAAAUAUUGUAUGUACAACAUACAUUACUCCUAUUUUGUAUGCAACGUAAAGUGCAUUUUGUAAACAUUGUUGUCUAUUAGCAACUUUAUAGUGUUGUGUAUGUAAAAUGGCAGCAUUAUACUGUAGUUGUUUUGAUAUUUAAUUUGAAUGUUUUCGGGGCUUGGGGUGGGUUAGUUGACCAACACACCGUUCAACAUUCCAUUGAGUGUAUACAAAAAUAAUGAAUGCAGCAAUAAAAUCUCCAGUAAAUUCA
Molecule: messenger RNA, 953 nt
Organism: Hippocampus comes (tiger tail seahorse)
Lineage: Eukaryota; Metazoa; Chordata; Actinopteri; Syngnathiformes; Syngnathidae
Gene: cxcl14
Product: chemokine (C-X-C motif) ligand 14
Exons: 4
Coding region: 187-486 (99 amino acids)
Biological process (GO): immune response
Cellular component (GO): extracellular region
Molecular function (GO): chemokine activity
Source: RefSeq, a predicted model, not a curated record